AUGUCCGGGGCUGCCACCCCAAAGCAGGUUCAGCAAGAGAUGGUGCUUCAGAGGAAUAAGGUGGAGAAUGAGAGGACACCAGGCAUCCUCCUUCGGCACCACACACGAGAAGCGAGCCGGAGACCCUCCAGGCAACCCCAGCCCAGAACCGCCUCUGGGCAGCGCCUCCAGACAGCCGGGCUCGCCGCCUGCCCUUACCUGCGUGUGGCGCGGGAUGAGGCUGCGGCGCCGCCCGGAAGGGCCAGAGCGGCCGCCCCGGAGCCGGGAGAGGGGAGCAGCGGCCACACUCCGUCCCCGCACCGUCCACCCCGCGGGCCGCAGGGAGGCAAAAGAAGGGCUCCUCGCGCCGCGGACGACCCUGUAGUCACACUUAGGGCGCCCUUCGCGCCGCGGCCGACACGGCGAACGCAACCCGGGAUGAACCGCAGCCCGAGCGGCCGCUGCAGCUGCGGCGGUGGCGGGGCAGAGGGGCGGGGCCACCGGCCGGCGACCCGCUCACCCGGAAGUAGUUGUGGCGGGCGGCGGGGUAGCGGACGCGCGCGGCUUGGAGGUUACUGGCUGGACUGCGGAGCGCCUGGCUCGCACCAGAUGAUGGAGCGGGUGACAGGAAGGGCGACACGCUGGGCACGCACCGGCUCAAGCCAGGCCUGGUCCCGAGCGCUGGUAUCCGAGCGUUUCGUAACCGUACUUAACCAGGUGGCUUCUAAACGGUCUGGUGGGAGGUUUUGGCUGGGGACCGAACCCAGGGCCUUGUGCUUGCUAGGCAAGCGCUCUACCACUGAGCUAAAUCCCUAACCCAGGAGAUGGUUUGAAAACUACAGGGUUUGCUGUGGAAUGAAGACCAGAGUUUGUACGCCCAGAAUAAAUGUCAGGCAAGUGUGGAGUUCAUUUGUAAUCCUAGCAUUAGAAAGCAGAGCCAGGGUCUCCAGAGCAAGCUGGCCAACCAGACCAGUCAUGUCCAUGAGCUUCAGGGUCCAUUGAGAAAUGCUGCCUCAGUGACAGUGGUGAGCACCCACACAGACUACAAAUACCAAUAAACAUUGCUCACACACACAGGAAAGGCAUAGGCUGCCACUCUGUAUGUCUAAUGUUCCUCUUGUUUUGUUUUGUUUUGUUUUUUGGGUGGAGGGAUGAGUAACUUACCCAAAUGAACCUCACUGAUAUCAUCUUACCUACCCACAAUGCAUCUUUAAAUCUAGGAUUUAUUUUAUUUUAUUUAGCUUUUGUUUCUUAUCAGCCACUUACCACUCUGCAGUAAUUAAUUUCCGUCAUAUUCGAUCUGGCUCUCUUCCUUUCUUAAAUAAGCAGAGAUCAAUGAGAAAUUUGCCAGGGUUCUAAUCCCAGCAUUUACUUCUCCAGAGUCCUGCCAGCCCCGGGUGUGGUUGCAUUAGUUACCCAUCUAUAACUGUGACAGACACCACGACAAGGCUACGUAGGAAAGCUUUGUCUGGGCUGGUGGCUCCAGAGCCACAAGAUCCCAUCACAUCCCAGGGAAGUGCCAGGCACGGCAGCCGGAGCAGCAGGCUCACAGCCUGACCCACAGGCAUGAAGCAGAGAGAACAACCUACAAAUGGCUUAGUCUUAUACUCUGAAAGCCCAGCCCAGUGACGCUCUUCCUCUAGCACACCUUCUCAACACGCCCAAACAUCACCACCAAACGGUGACCAAAUAUUCAAAUCCGUGAGCCUAUGAAGGAGCAUUCGCCUUCAGAACACCACACGUCACUCCCGCAAGCCAGCACUGGAAGAGCUGAGACAAGAUGGCUGAAAGUUAGGCCGGCCUGGAUUAAAAGAGUGAGAUGCAUGUAAAUAAAUUAAUUUUGCCAGACAA
Messenger RNA from Rattus rattus (black rat), 1830 nucleotides. Its product is annotated as translation initiation factor IF-2-like. NCBI's taxonomy places the organism in Eukaryota, Metazoa, Chordata, Mammalia, Rodentia, Muridae. The transcript has 3 exons. The coding region runs from base 1 to 795 and encodes 264 amino acids. The record is from RefSeq and is a predicted model, not a curated record.